ACUUGCAUGUUAAAUGAUCAAACCAAACAUGCUUGACAUUGCUGAGAAUCCGUGCGCACGUCGAUGCUGCACUUAACCGUUUUACAGCUCUAAUUUUUAAUUGUUUAUUUAUUUAUUUUUUAUUUAAUCGUGUUCACCGUCCUGCGCUGGAGCACAUCCUGCCCGUCAUAUCGCCUUGUGGCAGAUUUCUGCUGAUGCAGGGAUGUCUGGGAAUGACAGGGGCUCGCUUAUUGCCCCUAAUGCAUCUCUCUCCGAACUGCAGCGCAACAUAUGCGGUUUGCUUAAAUGCUGUUUGCUCUGCUCACCGCCGUGCCGCUGCCAAAGCAAGUAGGGGCUUUGCAGCAUAGCUGUUCUCUCGGUUUUUUUCAACCUCUCUUCUUUAGAUCACAUAGAUUUCCCGUUCUGCUCUAAUUUUGGAGGACAGAUUAAAUAAUGCGCACUCCAACGUUUUAGGCUGGUGCAACUUUAAAGUUUCACAUUUUACCAAUCUCUGCUGCUCUGCAGUUGGAUGAUUCUACUCCAAGCCAUUCAAGACCUCUCAAGAUCAGACCACGAAGCAGCAGCAGCAACUGCUUCACAUGCACUGGGGAACAGCAAUGGUCAAGUCAGCGAGAGCCGCAGUGGAGCCGCACUGAGGCAAAGCAGCCAACCGCCCCCCCCUUCGCAACUGGGGACGCCUCCAACGAUCUGUGGGGUGUGGGAAGCUGAGGAGUGGAAAAAUUUCUCCUAACGGUGAAUGCCUGGUUAGUCAGACUAACCGACACUCCUGCACAAUUCCUGCACCAACUCUUGCUCCACUGUGCCCUCCACCUCUCCCCCCCCCCCAAAAUGACCGUUGUAGCGGGGGACAACAUGGACGAGACCUCAGCUGUCCCAGGACACCCUCAGGACACCUACCCUCCGGACCACAACGACCACGAGUGCUGCGAGAGAGUAGUCAUCAACAUAGCUGGCCUCCGGUUUGAGACGCAGUUGAAAACUCUCUCACAGUUCCCGGAGACUUUGCUCGGUAACCCCAAAAAGCGGAUGCGGUACUUUGACCCCCUGAGAAACGAGUACUUCUUCGACAGGAACAGGCCCAGCUUCGAUGCAAUCUUGUACUUCUACCAGUCAGGAGGUCGGCUAAGAAGGCCAGUAAACGUGCCCUUGGAUAUGUUCUCAGAAGAAAUCAAAUUUUAUGAGCUGGGAGUGGAGGCGAUGGAAAGGUUCCGCGAGGAUGAGGGUUUCAUCAGAGAGGAAGAGCGUCCUCUGCCUGAGAAGGAGUUCCAGCGACAGAUCUGGCUUCUUUUUGAGCACCCAGAAAGCUCUGGCACUGCAAGAGGGAUUGCCAUUGUAUCUGUGAUGGUGAUCCUCAUUUCCAUUGUCAUAUUUUGUUUGGAGACUCUACCACAGCUAAAAGGGGACCCGAUGGGUCGAUUUGAGACAAUUGGGAAUACUACAAUUUACUACAAACCAAAUAUCCUUACUGAUCCCUUCUUUGUCAUUGAGACUCUCUGUAUAAUCUGGUUCUCAUUUGAGCUGAUAGUACGCUUCCUGGCAUGCCCCAGCAAACCGGCCUUCUUCAAGAACAUGAUGAACACGAUUGACAUUGUGGCCAUAAUCCCUUACUUCAUUACACUCGGCACCGAGCUGGCAGAAGACGAUGGAGUAGAAAAGGAGGGGGUGGGGGAGCAGGCAACUUCUCUGGCCAUACUCAGGGUGAUCCGUCUGGUCAGGGUUUUUCGGAUCUUCAAGCUGUCGAGACAUUCUAAGGGACUUCAAAUCCUGGGGCAGACCCUCAAGGCUAGUAUGCGAGAGCUGGGAUUGCUGAUCUUCUUCCUGUUCAUCGGAGUCAUCCUGUUCUCCAGCGCUGUCUACUUUGCCGAAGCUGAGGAGCAGGGUUCUUACUUUGGCAGCAUCCCGGACGCCUUCUGGUGGGCCGUUGUGUCCAUGACAACUGUGGGUUACGGGGACAUGGUCCCAGUCACUAUCGGUGGCAAGAUUGUCGGAUCUCUGUGCGCGAUUGCUGGAGUCUUAACAAUUGCCCUUCCGGUGCCUGUCAUCGUGUCCAACUUCAACUACUUCUACCACAGAGAGACCGAGGGAGAGGAGCAGGCGCAGCUGCUCAACGUCAGCAACCCCAACAUCCCCUCCGAAACCAACUCCAGCCGCCGUAGCUCAUCCACCGUCAGCAAGUCAGAGUACAUGGAGAUCGACGGAGACAUCAACAACAGCAUCGACAACUUUAGGGAGGCAAACCUUAGAACUGGAAAUUGCACUAUUGCCACUCAGAACUGUGUGAACAAAAGCAAGCUGCUCACAGAUGUAUAGGCAUCAGCUGGAAACUCUUGCUCGUUCAGUCACAUGGGGGGUAGACCAUCUGAUAGGAAUGCUUCAUUUAGCUCCCAGAGCGCUCUACUGGCAUUAGGCCUACAACUAUCCUCAGUUAAUAAAAGAGAAACAAAGCUGUUACAGUAUAUACCAAUGUAGAUAGAAUAAUUAAUUUGACUGAUCCAAUAACUAUAAUGUUAAGAAAACACUGAUUAUCACACAAAAACACAGCUCCCUAGAGGAUGCAGAGCACACCCUGUCUUGUCAGAUGAUGCUGUGAUAACUAAAAAUGUUAUGCAUGCACUACAGAUAACUGAUCAGCAAGCUGCACAAUGCACCAGAAAAGACUGCAGACAUUCAAGCCUCUAAGCCAAGUGGUAGGGGUAGAUGAGAGGGGUAGAUGACCCCUCUCCUGGCCCCCUUCCUCCUUCCCCUCUCCCCCUGCAAAGGAUCUGCUACUCAGCAAAGCACCUUAUAGUAGGAAGAUUGCUCUUCUAUCUUGUUUUGGAUGUGAACAGAUGGUGAACUGCUUGCUUCAUGGACAUCUGCAAUGCUGCUGGUCUUGCAGCAGCUGCCGUAAUUGUGUUAUCACCAAGUGAUCCGAUGCCAUGCCCUUUAGAUGCAUCACAGCACAACUUGUAAAAGUGAGCUUCAUGCGAGCAUGAUUUUAAAGACUUUCCAUUUGAUACCGGCAUGCAUGAGGCAUAAGUCACAAAGUGGGGGAAGGAUGUUCUUUUGGAUGUCCACCUACAUUUCCCACUUCUUCCAAUAUUGCCAUACAGAGUGCACUGGAUGAGUUCUUUUCUUUUGAAUUGCUAAUCAUUUAAAAGUAUAGAAACUGAAUGUUAACUCUUAAGGGAACAGUACAUAAAUGAGAUCAUAGCAUGAAAAAAGUAACUUGCAUUAUGGCCUAACCACUAAGGUACUUUUGUAUCCUGGUAUAUUUAUUGUACAAUGUAUACAGCAUGAUGUAUACAGCUUGUUGCAAUUCAUGCAUUCUGCAGUUCCCUGUCAUUGGGGAAACUGGAAGAAUCGAAAAUCUGGGUCUUUUUGAAUUGUGAUCAGAUUUACAGAAAUCCACCGUUUAGGUUGUGGAGUUUCUCAUUUAUAAGUAGACAAAGAAAGUUACUAAAUAAUAUUGGAAAAAUGCAUAUAACCAUAAUAAGCACCAGUUACAGCAUUAGUCAAUAGAGCAGUGCAUGGACCUUCUUUGAGAACAAAAAAAAGUUUAGAUAUUUUCAGUCAUACUUCUUACUUUUUUUCAUCGCUAAGUUUAGUAGAAAUUAGUCCACAGAAUAGAUUCGUGUUUCCUAGAUGUAUUCUGAGAUUAGUUUCCAGUGCCUUUUAAUCCCCCGCCCCCCAAACAACAGGAUCAGUGAAAGUGCCUCAGUAUGCAAACGAUGUUUGGGUUUAGAUCCAGAGAAUAUCAGUGUUAAACACUGUUGGGUGUGAUGUUAGUGAUGCCACACAGGUUCACACAGCAGGUGACUGCAGUACAUGCACAACCACAUUUUCAUGCUGGCAUGUGUUUAAUGAUGCCAUUAAGCAGCAAUGGAUUGUUCUCUGCAUGUUUACCAUAUUCAUUCAAUAGAGUCUUCAUUCACUCUGGUAUUACUUUUUUUGUGCACCGUGCAUCCUUUCAGGGUUUCUACCUCAGCGAGGUCAUUGCAAACUUGCGGAGCUGAACGCUUCAAUGCAGGGCUUCCGAUAACAGUACCUACACAUGCACAUGCACACACACACAUAUAUAAAUAUAUAUAUAUAGAGAGAGAGAACAGAGAAUAGAACCUUAAGUGUAAACUGCAGUCAUGCAAUAUUGAAUGUGAGAGUUCCAAAGCAAAGCCUUUACGCAAGCACUUACAUGUAGAGAAAGUAGGGUUUUGCAAUCCUGCUCCCUUUUCCACUUAAAGCUGCGCACAAUCAGCCCAUUCAUUUGUAUGAAGUUUGUAGGGAACACAUGACUCCCCCUUAUUGUUGUAAGUGUAAGUUUCUUUGAAACAGUGCCAUGUCAGCGGAGUGUGUAUGAAUACAUUUGUGUAAAAGAAAAGCUGAGAGCUGUCAUAUUGCAGCAGUCAUGGGGCAUUAUAAUGCACAGCAAAAUGCGGUCCAUCUCUUUUGCACAACUGCUUCAUUCCAUCGCUGAAAGAAAAAGGCCAUUUUUGAUUUGUUUUGUCACAGUGCUAGCUCGCAGGAGAACAGCAAGCAGAUUGGUACAAAAUGUACUUGAAACUCUUCAGCUACUGUACACCAGUCUGCUCUCUAUACUGGGAGGAGUUCAUCCAUAUAAUAGUAAGACUCUGUGCUGUACUGUACUGUAAUGCUCUUUCUUCUUAUUUAACACUCUCCCGACAAAGAUCCUUGGGAAAAAAAGCUGCACUGCAGUGCUACUCGAAUGUCUUAGCUGUUUCUGCUGGUGCAGUGGCCAUCCUUUGUGGUGCUAGUACAAGACUACCACUGUUGUCUUGUUUCCACAACAUAAUCUGAUGCAGAAAAAUGACCCCCUCAUUAAUUAUGGGGAGAUGAAUUAUGCUUUUAAUGCCUUUUUUUGAAGCAGGAAGGUUGCUUGGUGUAGGAAACUGUCGUUUUGUUUGAAAUUGAUCUUUGUACUGUACUUUUGAAGAGCAUCUUCCUCAGGCAUAGUGAAAAACCUUACUUAUUACAAGUUAAAAAAGGAAGUGAUUCAAUUUGUCGUUUCUUUGUAGAUUAGGAUGACAUAUAUAUCGAAUAACAUAGAAUAUACAAGGAAAUUAUAUCAGCCUCAAAUGCAGCUGCAAAGAAACUGUCUGGUGUCAUCACAUUUUUCAUGGAAAAAAGUGCAGCGAUGAAGAAAAUACAAAUGAUCUUAGCAGAGAGGACAUAUAUGGAUGGUGCUAUGCAUUCAGUUACCCAAUGAAAACUGCAUCCUUACAAGCAAUAGUACAACAUAUAACCUGUUCAUGUAAAAGACUGUACGAAUCUGUUUCCACAACUGGACUGCUCAUGUACCAACACUCUGAUUGUUCAGUCUGGGACUUUUGUCCUCACAUGUAGUAACUGACAUAUAGGGCUUCACUGGAGCAAAAAGCUGCUAAACGGCUCAGUCAAACCAACAAGGAAGAGCCUAUAAUGCACUUAGAGAGAAUUGGCCUUCUGUUCUUGGGGCUGUUAUGGUGUGAAAAUAAGAGAAGGUGUCUGAAUUUGUCUGUUGGAUGUUAUGCUUCUGUAAACGUGUAAUCAGAGCUAAAUAUGGCUAAAAUUUAUAGGAAAAAGAAGUUAAAUGCGUUAUUUUCAUUUUUUAUUGUUUUGUCUAAGCAAUGGCAAUGUAACCUGACAAGUUUAGGACAAACAAGCCUUAUACUGGAAAAAUAAAAAAGAAUGUGUUCAUCCAGCAAGGCAUGAAGAAUGAAAACCACUGUAUAAUGAUCACUUCCUGUACAUCAGAUGAUAAGGAACAGUUCUAAAAGCACGUCUGAUUUGUGUUUUUUAGUUUCAAAGCGAAAAAACAAAACAACCCAAAUCAUUCCUGCUGUUCACAUUAUUUUUCCAAGCUCUACUCCCCCUGUAAUGUAUCUCUACAAAAACCUACUAACUGCAAAAACAUAAAAAAGAAACUGCAUGGGCGAUGGAAGACUGCAUGAGCUUUAGCUUUCAAGCUGCGGAUAAACUACAACACAGUUGCAUCAUUUCUGGAAAAAGAAACCCUUGCUUUCAUCUGCAACCAAGCUCAAUCAUGAAAGCUGUCGUGGGAUUUCUGAAAAGCACCUUAGUGCCGGGACAGAGCUCGGCGUCAGAGUCGUGGUCACCAUCUGACGUGGGAUUGAUGUGCAGGUUGGUGCUGAAUGUGAGCAAGGACAACAAGGGCUAGUUUCUUAGACUCUUAACAGCUCUUCAAUGUGACACAUUGUCCACUGUUAUCUCAGCCAGACUGAAUUGCUAGUGUGUUGUGGGAAACAUGGAACACACAAUCCUCUGUUCAGAUUUCAGGGCAUUCUGGGUUUUAAGAAGUAUCAAUGCUGGACUGAUUUUCUUUGCCUGCUGCAGAAACACUAAAUGGGAUACAUUUUUUGGGAUGUUGUGUACCUUGCUCAAGGAGUUCCUGUUUGUUUAAGGAAGUGUGAUGGUUAUGAAUUUGUGUUUUCUUUCCCGAUCGCACAUUUACCUGCUGUCAAGGAGCCUAGCGCCGAGGGACUGUCGAUGCAUUCUGCUCCUCUUUCCAUCUACAAACAAACCAAACUUUAACUGUCAUUCAAUCCAGCUGCCAUUGUCACGUUGUGUUUACCAAGGAUUAUGCUGGAAUGUGUUCAGUUUGUCAGAUGAUGACAAAGGCAUGGUCUGUGAUCUAUGCAAGGGUUUUGUGUUUCUAUUUUUCUUUUGUUUUUGUUUCUUAUAUCACCUCUGACUUCAUCUUCCAUUAACCUAAAUAAAUUUUUAAGGAUCA
Messenger RNA from Girardinichthys multiradiatus, 6727 nucleotides. It is a transcript of the gene kcna1a, whose product is annotated as potassium voltage-gated channel, shaker-related subfamily, member 1a. The transcript has 2 exons. The coding region runs from base 829 to 2310 and encodes 493 amino acids. NCBI's taxonomy places the organism in Eukaryota, Metazoa, Chordata, Actinopteri, Cyprinodontiformes, Goodeidae. Gene Ontology annotation, cellular component: voltage-gated potassium channel complex; membrane; synapse. The record is from RefSeq and is a predicted model, not a curated record. Gene Ontology annotation, molecular function: delayed rectifier potassium channel activity; protein binding. Gene Ontology annotation, biological process: potassium ion transmembrane transport; protein homooligomerization.